CGUGCCAGGCCGGCCCUUGUACUACGUGGACCUCAAUGGCAGGCCUCCAGUCGUGUCUCAUGCUCCUCCUCUUCAUCGUCAUUCCUCUCCUCCUGGCCAGCCUUUCUUGUAGACGUGUGAAGGCGUCCACUGCCGUCCGAUGAAACGACCGGACUAGCAUGUUAAAAUCAUGUUGCUAACCGAACUCUUUGCUGGAUGAGCGAUCAAGAUACUGAUGAUCUUGUUCGGCCUGCUGACUGAUGCUCAUCCAGACCUGGCUCCAAAGACUCGACAAGCAAGCCCUCAUUCCGUCCUCCAGGAUGACUGCUACUGACAAAAACAAGAUUUUGCGUCAUCCAUCGACGGGGGAUUGCUGCUGAAACCUUGGGACGGAUCCAUAGCUGCCUCUAAUACGUUCCUGGCCUGGAACAAGCUUGCCUGCUGGAAUCGCAGUUGUGGUAGUAGCCCAACUCGUAGUACUGGUGGUGGUGGCUUCAUCAUCUUCUAGAAUCGCCGCAGGGUCGUCGAUGUUAUUAUGGAAACCGAAAUUAGUCGGGAAAUAGACCUUUGGAGCCUUUGAUAACCGUUGAGCAUUGUGCCAAAGACUGAGCUCAAGUUGAAAUUGGUGUUGUCGCGAGUUGAAACAAGAACAGCUCUCUAGGGGAAAGGCAUCUACAACAUUUGGAGUUGGCGUGAUAUGAUGCAAUAUUUACUACAAUAAUCGAUCGGAUUUUCAAGAGUAUUCGUCAUCGCGGAGGCUUGGUCGUUGACUCCGUACCUAAGGUGAUGCAAUAGGUUUCCCAUUGACUUCAUCAUCAUCAUCAUCAUCAUCAUCAUUCGGCCUUUAACUCACCUCAAGCCAGUUCUUCAUUGAUACUCUUCGUGCAUCUCAAUCAUCAUUGAGAACCAAUACUGUCUUCACCAUGGUUGAUGUAUCACGAAUUUACAUUAGCCAACCCAUGUUGGGCAACCAUUCCCCCACCCCCAUCCUACCCAAGCAGACUGUCAACAUCCAACCUCUUUUUCGGACCCUCCUACCUGAAUACCCCUCGUCUCAACCACCCACUUCCCAACAACCUCAAAAUCAACAACCCCAACAACCCCCACCUCUGUCUUACCUCGUGGUAGUAAGUAGCCAAGCUCAGGAUUUGACCAUCAAAUCGGACAAUGCCGCUCCACUAGACCUAUCCUGCAAACGCGAAAACCUGGAUAUCCAUCCCAGGUCCGGGUCGUGCUCGUCCAAUGCUUCAUCUUAUUCCAGCAGCUCCAUGGACGAUGAGCGGCGCAUGAAGAGGAAGGAGCAGAACAAGGCUGCGGCUCAAAACUACCGUCAAAGGAAAAAGAGCUUCUCCGAGCUCAUUGAGGGCGAGCACGACCUCCUGGCCCGCCGAAAUACCCUGCUCAAGGCCCACAAGAACAAAUUGGAGAUUCAAAUCCGACGCAUCCGUGACCUCUUGGACGAUGUGGUACGGGAAUCCAAGCAGGAGCCUCCUUACCCAGAAGUCCAUGACACCGGUAGUAUGAGUGACACAAUGUCGGAGCCGGUGAGGCCUAUGGGGCAACGGGUCGACUUGGAUCUGUGUCCCAUUAAGAGGGCUCGGAAGUACAGCCUCCCGUCGAAUGUGGGUGAUAUUCGUGAGCGGAAAAAGGAGCAAAACCGGUUGGCAUCGCAACGUUUUCGUCAACGGCGGAAGGUGGAGAUGAGUCACCACGAGGAUGUGGCGGGAAGUUUAGAAUCCAAGAACAUGAACUUGAAAAAGAAGUGUGACGAGAUGGAGCUCAAAAUCCAACUCCUCAAAGACUUCUUGAGCAAAGUCAAUGCAAACAGAACAGCAGCAACAAGUAAUGUAACUACAGCGUCGCCGGCAAUUAUUAAGCCGGUGACGACACUCAAUACAAUUACUAACAUACCAACGUUACCUGUCACUAUCCCGGGUACGCCUACUUGUGAAGACAAUGUCUUCAUGAGGGGCAUUGUACCUGGAACCUCCCCUGUCAAUGCAGACAACACACCUCUCACUUUGUAAGAUCCAAAUGUACAAUUUCCACUUUUCGAACUCUUUUUCUCCAAACGUCUUGUAAGUUUGGUGACCCACACAGCCACUCCGAAUACCUGAUUCACCUAAAUAAUUAUAUAUUGUACUUGGAAGAACCGAGAGAGCAAGAAUUAUUAACCUCAAAGAAAAUCUGUCCUCCUACUUCAAACUGGUGUUACAAAAAAUAUAUUUGCGAUGGACACUUC
Tigriopus californicus is the source of this 2221-nucleotide messenger RNA. RefSeq lists its product as uncharacterized. Lineage: Eukaryota; Metazoa; Arthropoda; Copepoda; Harpacticoida; Harpacticidae. Bases 903 to 2006 code for a protein of 367 amino acids. Gene Ontology annotation, biological process: regulation of transcription by RNA polymerase II. The transcript has a single exon. The record is from RefSeq and is a predicted model, not a curated record. Gene Ontology annotation, cellular component: nucleus. Gene Ontology annotation, molecular function: DNA-binding transcription activator activity, RNA polymerase II-specific; RNA polymerase II transcription regulatory region sequence-specific DNA binding.